This is a messenger RNA of Anguilla rostrata (American eel), 3063 nucleotides long. It is a transcript of the gene sass6, whose product is annotated as SAS-6 centriolar assembly protein. The record is from RefSeq and is a predicted model, not a curated record. Gene Ontology annotation, biological process: centriole replication. Gene Ontology annotation, cellular component: centrosome; centriole. The transcript has 17 exons. The coding region runs from base 172 to 2157 and encodes 661 amino acids. Lineage: Eukaryota; Metazoa; Chordata; Actinopteri; Anguilliformes; Anguillidae.
CCCUGACUUCCGGAUUUCCAACCUUCUCUGUAACGGCCAUUCGCGGGAGGGAAGCGCCAAACUCGAAAUUGGAGAGUUCCGUUCAAAAACAGAUAUAGAUGCAUACCAAAUUAAUUAAACAAAGGGAAUAAAUGCAUUUUCAUUUUAUAUCAUUUGGAAUAUGAGACAACCAUGACGGAAACACUUUUCAACAAGAGUUUACAAGUGCAAGUGAAAUGUAAAGAUUGUGAAGACCGGCGUACCAGCGUCCGAGUCAUUAUUGAACUACUACUGACUACAAGUCCGAUACAUAAAAGGGAUUUAGUCGUGCGGUUGACAGACGAUUCCGACCCAUAUUUUCUCUACAACCUUGCCAUUUCAGAAGAGGAUUUCCAAAGCUUGAAAGUCCAACAGGGUCUACUGGUGGACUUCUCAGCCUUUCCACAGAAGUUUAUAGACUUGUUAAACCAAUGCAUUUCAGAACAAGACAAGGACUACCCAAGGUUUUUGCUGCAGCUGUCCUCUCCAUCGUCAGUAUUAGACCAUAGCCCUGCCAGCCUGAAUAUUGUAGAGACCAAUGCAUUUAAACAUCUCACACACCUGUCACUCAAGCUUCUUCAUGGCACAGACCUGGAGAUUAAGAAAUACCUGGCCGUCUGCCUGUCUUGCGUUAAGGAAGAGAAGAGGCUGCUGGAACAGAAGCUGAAGAGGACAGAGGAGGAUUUGACCAGACAGCUCAGCUACACACAGCAGACCCUGGCAGAGAAGAGCAGGGAGCUGGACAGACUACGGUCGGAGUGGUCCUCUCACACAACGGCCUUGUCAAACCAGCACUGUCAGGAGCUUACAGCAGAGCGGGAGAAGGCCCUGGAGAUCCAGACGAAGCUGCAGCAGCAGGGCGAGCAGCUGCGCAGGGAGGUGGAUUCGGCCCACGUGCAGAGCACGCAGCAGCUGCAGAGCAGGCUGGCCGAGCUGGAGUCCUCCAGCAGGGAGCUGACCGAGCACAAGUACAAGAGCGAGUCCGCCAUCCGGGACCUGAAGGCCAAGCUGGCGGGGCUGGAGGAGGAGGCGCACCGGGCCAAGCAGCAGGUGCAGUCCCUGAGGAGGGAGAACGGCACGCUGGACUCGGAGUGCCACGACAAGGACAGGCAGCUCAACCAGCUGCAGACGCGGGUGGCGGUCCUGGAGCAGGAGAUCAAGGACAAGGACCAGCUGGUGCUCCGCACCAAGGAGGUGCUGGAGGCCACUCAGGAGCAGAAGCACUCUGUCGAAGGAAGUGCCGAAAAUAAGCAAGUCCACAUAGGAAGACUGGAGGCCACAGUGAGAUCCCUGUCAGAAGAGCUGAUUAAGGCCAACGGCAUCAUCAAGAAGCUGCAGAGCGAGGCCAAGGCGCUGGUGGGGAAGAUCAAGGUGAAGAACUCGGUGACGGUGUCGCAGGAGAAGCUGCUGCAGGAGACCUCCGAGCGCCUCGGCCGGGAGCAGAAGGAGCUGCAGGACACGCGGCAGCAGCUCCGCAGCAGGGAGGAGGAGGUGGCUAAACUGCAGGAGCAGCUGGAGGCCACGGUCCAGAAGCUGGACGAGAGCCGGGAGGUGCUGAAGACCAAUGAGAACGUCAUCACCUGGCUGAACAAGCAGCUGAACGAGAACCAGCUGAUGAGGAAGCAGGAGGCCCUGGGGGCGUUCGAAACGCCCCCUGCGGUUCCCUCAGCCGCAGGGCUCAGGAUGGGGAACCCUUCCCUUAACAUGGGGCUUGAUAAUAGGUCCUUUCCCUCCGGUGUGGGACAGGGUUACCCCGUCACCUCCACCCUAAACUCCAAGCUUUCCUUCCCCCUGUCCUGCGUGAGCUCGGCCGGCCGACCCGUCUUCGCGUUGCACAACCAGGGCCCCGGACCCAAGGUCCAGUUUAACCCUAUGAGUGCCAAACCCGGCCUGUCCCCUGUGGAGGCGAGGGACGGCAGUCCGUCGGAACAGCACGCCCGCGCCUCCAACAAAGAGAACGGGGAGCCUCAAGGCCUGGAGUCCAAGUACUUUGAGAGACGAGAGGACAGCAUCGCUCUGCGCGGCCUUCUCCCCAACAUGCACUUCAACAGAGAGAUCUCUAAGACGUCUCAGAACGCGGCCGCACCCCCUGCCAGGCCCGGGCUGCACUCCGCCCCCUCUGCGUACUUCCCAGGCUGAGAGCCUGAAGGACCUGCAGCUGGCCCCCCCCUCCGCCCUGCAGCUGGGCCCCCCCGCGCUGCUCAGGAACCGCCAGCGUCUCUGUCCAUCUGCCCCCCAUCUCCCCAUCUACCACUGCUCAAAACCACUUGUCUGUCCUAGAAAUGUUUUUAACGUAUGCAGUGUUUUUUAAAUUAUUAAACAAGUGUUUUUAAAGUGAUUAUUCAAUCAUUUUGCUGCUUGAUCAGUUUUCCCAAUGAAAUUGUUUUGGUUGGUUUGAAAAGCACCUUUAACAUUUAUAUUUACAUUUUGAAAAAAUUCACUUAUAUGUACAAGCCAUAAACCAAUUGGUGCUGUCGUGGUGUGUGCGCGUGCACAUCGCUGGAUUUGAUUGGUCAUGUAACCGUCUGUUAUACGUAGGAGGCAAACCUGCAGAGCACUCGGGCGUGCACGAAGGCCACAGUGCGAGCCCACGAUUCGAAAUGAACGACGGCCCAGCUCCUGCAAAUAUUUGCAUGACAAGUCGGUUCCAACAAAAGCUGCCUUCUGUUUACAAUUUCCAUUCGUUCUUAUGGCAAACAUGUUUACGCAAAGUUCAGACGACACCUGGGCCAAUGUCCCAUCGAUUAUGGAACACGUACUGGUACUUAUGACUGGAUAUUACUUAGGACUGCGUUUGCGAGGUUUGAUCCUGUUCUAAGUGGAGGAAAACUUGACUAUUAGAGCUUUAUUCAAAAGGAAUUAGACAUGGCUUUAUUCCUCUUCCUAAGAAAAAUUGAUCGUUUUUGCAGUGUAAAAAUUGUAUAUAUGUUCUGACAUUAGUGAAAUGAAUCAAUGACACCAGUGUGUGUAUAUGUAUAUUUGUGCACCGAUUCACAAGAAAUGUAAGUAAACUUUUUGGAAAAAAUAAAAACUUGAGUCACAUUU